AUGGCAUUGGACGAAAGGCUAGUCGCCAAAGACAAAGAGGAUGUCAGCUCUUCUCAGAAGAAUCGGGCAAUACAAGGGCGUCACGAUGGCAAUGGGGCCUCAGGUGACCGAUUUACACAUUAUGCUGGCUAUACUAGGUUAUCAAGAAUUGAGUUUCCUAGAUUUAAUGGGGAUAAUGUGAAAGAAUGGCUAUACCAAUGCGAAACUUACUUCUUGAUGGAUGAAACCCCUCCAGAAGUUAAAACCAAUUGGGAAGAAUAUGUUCAAAUCUUGACUGAAAGAUUUGGGGAUGCUUGUGAUGAUCCUAUGGCUGAGCUAAUGAAUUUGAGACAGAAGGGUACCAUUAGUGAGUACCAUGAGCAAUUUGAUGCCAUCAUGACACGAUUGGAUUUACCAGCAAACUACUCCUUAAGUUGUUUCUUGGGAGGGUUGAAAAUUGAGGUGCAAAUGAUGGUUCGUAUGUUUCAACCCAGCCAAUGA
Molecule: messenger RNA, 480 nt
Organism: Glycine soja
Lineage: Eukaryota; Viridiplantae; Streptophyta; Magnoliopsida; Fabales; Fabaceae
Exons: 2
Coding region: 1-480 (159 amino acids)
Source: RefSeq, a predicted model, not a curated record